Messenger RNA from Trichoderma aggressivum f. europaeum, 1533 nucleotides. RefSeq lists its product as uncharacterized. The record is from RefSeq and is a predicted model, not a curated record. Lineage: Eukaryota; Fungi; Ascomycota; Sordariomycetes; Hypocreales; Hypocreaceae. The transcript is spliced from 6 exons. The coding region runs from base 1 to 1533 and encodes 510 amino acids. Gene Ontology annotation, molecular function: succinate-CoA ligase (ADP-forming) activity; acetyltransferase activity. Gene Ontology annotation, cellular component: succinate-CoA ligase complex; mitochondrion. Gene Ontology annotation, biological process: tricarboxylic acid cycle; succinyl-CoA metabolic process.
AUGCUCAGCCGCCAAGCCGUCUCAGACACUAUCCGCUACCGUUCCUUGACUGUAAACCAAGUCCUGGUCUCCGAAAGCCUGGUCCACCAAGAGCAGUGGCACUUGGCUAUGACAAUUGACAGAGAGAAUUACUGUCCAGUAGUUAUCAUUUCCAAACACGACGACAACUCUGGCCAAGAUGCAACGGUACUUCGAAGUCUCCGCAAGAGGGGGUCUUCAUUCACCUUUGGCUUCUCCGAAGGCAUCACUGAGGAUCUGAUAUCGCGAAUUUCCCGAUUUCUCGGAGCUGGAAGCGCGGAAGAGACAAACAUCGGCCAUAUUCUGACCAAUUUGUACAAAAUAUUCCGAGAAAAGGACGUCACAUUGCUGGAAAUAAGCUCCCUCGCAAGACUAAACACGGGACUCUUCACCUGCCUCGAUGCCACGCUUGUGGUGGACGAUGAUGCUGCAAAGCGGCAGCCAGACAUGUUUGGCCUGCGCGAUACGACUCAAGAGGUGCACGAUGAGAUCAGGGCAGAACAACACGGCCUGGUGUAUAUUAAAAUGGAAGGCAACAUUGGAAACAUUGUCAACGGAGCAGGUCUCGCGAUGGCAACAAACGAUGCAAUUGGGCUUCACGGCGGGGCAAGUGCUAAUUUCUUAGAUGCCGGGGGUCAGGCGACCAAGGAGACGAUGAUACAAGCUCUCGGAAUCGUCAUGGGAGACGAGCGGGUAAAAGCGAUAUUGAUCAAUAUCUACGGAGGAAUCACUAGGUGCGACAUGAUUGCCGAAUCCAUCAUUGGAGCCGCGCAGGAGAUGACCCUGGCCGUCCCACUUGUCGUGCGGCUUCAGGGAACCAACUCGACGGAAGGAUUGAAGCUGCUCGCGGAUGCCAGGCUUGGGCUCCAUGUCGAAUCGGACUUUGGGCGCGCGGCACAGCGAGCUGUUGAGCUGGCUCAGCCCAUCCUAGAGAUUAACGGUUACAACUCUCAAGCUCCAGAGCUCAUCGAGGGAAGAUUUCGGGCUCGGAGGCUCAUGCACAAGUACAACACCUAUUUCCCCGACGACGCCACGAAUGACACCCUAGUGGCCGAGAGGGAGAGGCUCCUGAACGAGAUGCUGGGCAAGAUCGGCACGAACCCCUUCGUCGAGACGCCCUUCAACAUCGACUAUGGCUGUAACACAUCGAUUGGAGACAACUUUUAUGCCAAUUUCAACCUGUGUUUGUGUGGCUUCAGUCUGGUGAUUCUUGACUGCGGAAUGGUCACAAUCGGCAACCGCGUUCUAUUCGGCCCCAAUGUGUCAAUAUUUGGUGCAACACACGAGACCGGAGUCCAAUCGCGCCGCAGCGGAAUCGAGUACGGCGGCAGCGUCACCAUUGGGGAUGAUUGUUGGAUCGGAGGCAACACCACCAUCAUGCCGGGCUUGACGAUUGGAAAGGGAUGCACAAUAGGGGCAGGCAGUGUCGUCACCAGAUCGAUCCCCGACUUUUCCGUUGCGAUUGGUUCGCCAGCCAGGGUUGUCAAGAAAGUUGAUCCAGUCCCAGAUUUAUGA